Molecule: messenger RNA, 2607 nt
Organism: Topomyia yanbarensis
Lineage: Eukaryota; Metazoa; Arthropoda; Insecta; Diptera; Culicidae
Exons: 6
Coding region: 1-2607 (868 amino acids)
Source: RefSeq, a predicted model, not a curated record
AUGGAAAAUAACGGUGACGAUACCGUGUAUCUUCUGAACAGAAGUCAACUGGCUGCACGUCAUGCCGUUCCCAAGGAUCUACCAGAGUUCAGCGGCCAAGCCGAAGAGUGGCCAUUGUUCUUGGCCAUGUUCAACUCCUCAACGCAAAUGUGCGGCUUUUCAAAUGAAGAGAAUAUGCUCCAACCGCGGAAAUGCUUGAGAGGUGAAGCCCUGAAUAGGGUGAGAUGCGAAUUGUUACACCCGUCCAACGUGACGGCAAGCCCGAAGCGAUCAUCCAAGCGCAAAAGACUUGAGCCGGAAGCAACAACCUCCGAUUCACUCAGUUCGAUAACCCACGACGGGAAUCUCGAGCACAGUGUCAAUAUUCAUCAAGCAAGAAACAGCGGAGUAUUGUUUCGAUUCGUUCCCGUGGUUCUAUACGGACCAUCGAAAGAAGUUCAUACGUACGCAUUCGUCAACGACGGUUCCGAACUGACUCUACUGGAACAAGGCCUGGCUGAUGAGUUAGGAGUUUCUGGACAAAUAGCACCCUUGUGUUUAAAGUGGACCGGAGGCACAAAGAGAGUGGAGUGCGAGUCUCAGAAGGUCAGCAUGCAUGCAUCAGGACUUCCUAUCGAGUCGUAUUACGACACCGCUUCACGUAUACUUAUCGGUGUGGACCAUGCCAAGCUUGGUCACGUAACGAAGAGUCGCAAAGGUAAAACAAAGGAGCCUGUCGCGGUCAAGACAUGCCUAGGUUGGUGUGUUUAUGGAUACAUCGAACAAAGUUCAUCCAGCACCAGUGUUGUCAACCAUCAUAUGCUAGACAUUUACCCCUGUAACCAAGAAAAUUGUGAAUAUUUACACAAAGCCAUGAAGGAAUACUUUCCUCUUGAUAGUAUGGGCGCGGUUAAACCUGAAAAGUUUCUCGUGUCCACAGAAGAUGCACGGGCACUGCAAAUGCUGGACACACUAACGCCUCGGAAAGGGGAUAGAUAUGAAUCAGGUCUUUUGUGGAAAUACGACGGGGUGCGCCCUCCGAACAAUAAAACUAUGGCGCUAAAGCACUGGGAGUGCCUGGAACAUCGAAUGCAAAACGACCUGGCUUUGGCUGAAGUCUUAAAUACGAAGAUCGCGAACUACAUCAGCAAAGGAUAUAUACGGAAGCUUACCGACGCCGAACUCACGAUCAAGCAUCCCAGAAUUUGGUAUCUACCGGUGUUCCUGUUGUUAACCCGAAUAAGCCUGCUAAGACAAGGCUGCGUGCUGAUACAGUUUAGAGAACACCGGAUAACAGUUUGCGGCAACCUGAGGGGAAUGUACACCCAAGUACUGAUGCGAGAAGAGGAGCAACAUAGCCAACGGUUCUUCUGGGGACGCGAAGAGAGUUUAGCUAAACCUACUGUCUACGUCAUGCAGGUGAUGACGUUUGGGGCUUGUUGUUCACCAAGCACAGCCCAGUACGUGAAAAACAGACACGCCAAGUUAUACGCAAACAAGUUUCCGGCUUCCGUUCAUGCGAUAGUCAAGCAGCACUACGUCGACGAUAUGAUCAUCAGCGUAGAAACCGAAGAGGAAGCGAUUUCGAUCGUCAGCGACGUUAAGAUGAUUCAGCUUCGAGAUGAGAAAUUAGCUGUCGAAUUCACCUACGAGAAAAUCCUUGGAAUGUGGUGGGACACAGAGAAAGACUGUUUUACUUUCAAGCUCUCUACUAAAUGCUCAGAAGAUCUAUUAUCUGGCCGACGACGACCAACCAAGCGAGAAGCUCUUCGAAUGCUGAUGCUGAUGUACGACCCGUGUGGAUUUAUCGCACACUUCCUGAUUUACCUCAAGGUCUUGCUGCAGGAUAUCUGGCGCUCUGGAAUUGGCUGGAACGAUAAAAUCGGAGAAAAUGACUUUGAAAAGUGUUUGCUGUGGGUGAAAGUCCUGCCUAAGAUAGAAGACGUUGAAAUUCCAAGAUGCUUCCGGAACCUGACCACAGUUGACGUCGAGAUACAACUACACACAUUCAUCGAUGCAAGUGAGAAUGGGUUUGCAGCUGCGGUUUAUCUACGAUUCUGCGAAGGAACUAAAAUAGAAUGUGCACUUGUGGCCGCCAAGACAAGAGUGGCUCCACUUCGUUUCCUGUCUAUUCCUCGAGCCGAACUCCAAGCAGCUGUUCUCGGAGUUCGACUAACAAAUGCCGUUCAAAGCGCUCUGAGCCUCAAAGUGAGACGGCGAUUCUUUUACACUGACGCCAGAGAUGUGUGCUCUGACUUAGGCAGCAAAUGGAAAGGUUUCCCGGAUCUCAGCCCUCAGGGCCCAUGGUUUCAUGGAUCCUCGUUUCUGUCGACAUACGAAGAAGAGUGGCCUAUAACGUCGCAGCGGUAUGAAACAACAGAUGAAGAACUUCGCCCUCACCUGCUCACACACAUCGUUGCACCGGAACCGUUGAUUGCGCCAGAGAAAUAUUCAAACUGGAUGACGUUACUACGCCGAACGGCAAUGUUCACUCGACAGGCUUUCAACUGGAGACGACUGGCAAAAAAGGAGCAACCACUCAGUGUACCGCUGACCCACGAUGAACUGAAGAAAACCGAAAAUUAUCUAUAUCGCAUAGCUCAAGCCGACGCGUCGCCGUUACUGUAG